AUUAAGAAUAUCGUUGGAGAUGUUUUGAAAAAAUUGCAUGCCAUGUAUUCAAGUCACACUAUGGCGGGUCUACUUGGAAUUGAUGUUCGUGUUAGCAAAGUUGAGUCUUUGUUAAAUAUGGAAUCUCCAGAUGUUCUCAUUGUAGGGAUAUGGGGAAUGGGUGGUAUCGGCAACAAUCUGAUUUGCGAAGAAGAUUUCUUAAACGGCUGCUUGGCCAAGAAACUCUGAACACUAUGGGCUCGUUGAGUUUUCGAGAUUCUUUUGUGAGGGAUAGACUUCGUCGAAUAAAGGUUUUUAUUGUUCUGGAUGAUGUGGAUAAUUCAAUGGCUUUGGAAGAAUGGAGAGAUUUGCUUGAUGGACGAAACAGUUCAUUUGGUCCGGGCAGUAAAGUUCUCAUAACAAGUAGGGACAAGCAAGUGCUUAGUAACAUAGUAGACGAAACAUACAAGGUUGAGGGGUUGAACUAUGCAGACGCUAUUCAACUCUUUAGCUCAAAAGCCUUGAAGAAUUGCAUCCCCACAAUUGAUCAAAGACACUUGAUAAUAAAGAAUGUAAGGCAUGUACAAGGCAAUCCGUUGGCUCUUAAAGUUUUGGGUUCCUCUCUCUAUGAUAAAAGCAUCGAAGAAUGGCGCAGUGCAUUGAAGAAACUAGCUCUGGACCCUCAAAUCGAAAGGGCGUUGAGAAUUAGUUACGAUGGGUUGGAUUUAGAACAAAAACCCAUAUUUCUUGACAUAGCACAUUUCUUCAAAGGACGGAUGCAAGGCGAAGCAACAGGAAUAUUAGAUUGCUUAUAUGGUCAGUCUGUGAAUUUUGAUAUAAGCACGCUUAUUGAUAAGUGUCUCAUAAGUACUGCAAAGGAUUACUUUCAUCGUGACAAGCUAGAAAUGCAUGAUUUACUACAAGAAAUGGCAUUUAACAUUGUUCGUGCAGAAUCUGAUUUUCCUGGCGAACGUAGCAGGUUAAGUCAUCCUCCUGAUGUCGUUCAAUUAUUGGAGGAAAAUAAGGGUACUCAACAAAUUAAAGGCAUAUCUUUGGACAUGUCCAUGUUAUCGAGACAGAUACACUUGAAAUCUGAUGCAUUCGCAAUGAUGGAUGGUCUUCGAUUUCUCAAUAUCUAUUUCAGUCGUUACUCCAAAGAAGAUAAAAUAUUGCACCUUCCUCCUACUGGCCUUGAAUAUCUUCCUAAUGAGCUGAGAUAUUUUUUAUGGUCUAGAUUCCCUUUGAAAUCCUUGCCGCCAUCUUUUCGUGCUGAACACCUUGUCGAGCUUCACCUAAGGAAAAGCAAGCUUGUAAAACUUUGGACAGGAGUAAAGGAUGUUGGGAAUUUAAGAAGAAUUGACCUAUCUGACUCUCCAUAUUUGACGGAAUUGCCAGAUCUAUCAAUGGCCAAAAAUUUAGUGUCCUUAGAUCUUACGGACUGUCCAAGUUUAAUCGAGGUUCCGUCAUCUCUUCAAUAUCUUGACAAGCUGGAAAAAAUUUAUCUCUUUCGUUGCUAUAAUCUUAGAAGUUUUCCAAUGCUUGAUUCAAAGGUUCUCAGAUUCCUUCUUAUAAGUCGGUGCCUGGAUGUGACCACGUGUCCAACGAUUUCACAAAAUAUGGAAUGGUUAUGGUUGGAACAAACUUCAAUCAAAGAAGUUCCACAAUCAGUUACUGGCAAGUUGGAACGUCUUUGUCUAAGUGGUUGCCCAGAGAUCACCAAGUUUCCAGAGAUUUCAGGGGAUAUAGAAAUAUUAGAUCUAAGGGGAACUGCUAUUAAAGAGGUGCCCUCAUCAAUCCAAUUUCUCACAAGACUCGAAGUGUUGGAUAUGAGUGGUUGCUCAAAACUUGAGAGCCUCCCAGAAAUCACAGUGCCUAUGGAAUCUUUGCAUAGCCUUAAGUUGAGUAAAACAGGCAUUAAAGAGAUACCCUCAUCAUUAAUUAAGCAUAUGAUAUCUUUGACGUUUCUAAAUUUAGAUGGAACGCCUAUUAAAGCGUUACCUGAGCUUCCCCCUUCGCUUCGUUAUCUAACAACACAUGACUGUGCAUCACUAGAAACCGUGACAUCAAGCAUCAAUAUCGGUAGAUUAGAGUUAGGAUUGGAUUUUACAAAUUGCUUCAAAUUGGAUCAGAAACCACUGGUAGCAGCAAUGCAUUUGAAAAUUCAGUCCGGAGAGGAGAUCCCAGAUGGCGGUAUUCAAAUGGUACUACCGGGGAGUGAAAUUCCAGAAUGGUUCGGUGACAAAGGAAUUGGAUCUUCACUCACCAUGCAGUUGCCGUCCAAUUGUCAUCAGCUCAAGGGAAUUGCUUUCUGCCUUGUCUUUCUACUCCCUCUUCCCUCCCAUGACAUGCCUUAUGAAGUCGAUGAUGAUAUUGAUGUUAAUUUAUAUCUUGAUUACCAUGUUAAGAGUAAAAACGGUGAGCAUGAUGGUGAUGAUGAAGUCGUCUUAGCUUCCGGGGAAAGAUGUCAUCUAACAUCUAAAAUGAAGACAUGUGACUCGGAUCACAUGGUUCUACAUUACAUGGCUCUACGUUACGAGCUCGAAUUGGUAAAUCGUUUACGUAAAUAUUCCGGCAAUGAAGUUACAUUUAAAUUCUACCACCAUGAAGUGGUCAACAUGGCGAGGAAGGUAGGUAAUGAGAUCCAAAGGCCUUUCAAGUUGAAAAGCUGUGGGGUGUAUCUGCACUUUGGUGAAAAUCUACCGGCGGACACGGACGGGUACAGAUAUUUACCCGUUAACAAACAACGGUUCAGAAGAAAAUAA
Messenger RNA from Populus trichocarpa (black cottonwood), 2741 nucleotides. Its product is annotated as disease resistance protein RPV1. Bases 150 to 2741 code for a protein of 863 amino acids. Gene Ontology annotation, biological process: defense response. Lineage: Eukaryota; Viridiplantae; Streptophyta; Magnoliopsida; Malpighiales; Salicaceae. The record is from RefSeq and is a predicted model, not a curated record. The transcript has 6 exons. Gene Ontology annotation, molecular function: ADP binding.